AGUGGGAGGAGGAGGGGCGUGAUAAGCGGGGGCAGCUUUGGGAAUCACGUGGAGACAAGCCCCGCCCUUCCAAUUUAAUACUUGUCAGCCAGUGCGUGUGUUCAGAUUAACUUGCAGGGGCUCGUACGAAAGGAGUCGCGAGCUGUUUCUGACAAGGAGCCUCCCAUGGCAAUUGCAGCUGGAGGGAAUUCCCUAGUGCAAGUGUGUGUGACAGAGGCAGGGGACUCCGCGAAGUGUGAAAGCCACCAAGCUGCUGCGCUGUUUCUGGCAGAAUUCAAUGCAUGACGCGCUGCACUUGCUUCUAUUUAUUCUCUGUAUCAUCUCAUGAGGGGGCAACAGCGCGCUUGCCCUCCACUUGUCUCUCUAUACAAUGCGGACACUGAAAUAAAAGCAAGAAUUGAGGGGCGCCCUUCCUUGGAUUGUUUUGGUCUCUUCUAUCCAUUCUUCAUUGUGUCCUAUGUGGAUCUAUCUGUUGCUACUGCUCCGCUGACCCUCCCAGAUUAAUGAGGCAGCAGCCACCCAGUGAGUGCGAUAUGGCUCUCAGCAGGACCCUGCUGCCCUCCAUCUCAACGUUCACAGCGGGGACCCCAAGCAAGGACAAGGCACUGAGACAGGCAAGUGCAGGCAAUAGGUGGAGGGAAGACCCAUCCCACAUGAAGAGGCAUUCUGUGCCAAACCAGUCUCGUGCUUAUCAUGGUUUGGACAUGGAUUCUCCAACCCUGGUGACUCGAAGGGAACCUGAGGAAUUUAAUGAGCUACUGGACUUUGAUUUUAUCUUGUCCAAUUCCCUUAUCCACCAGGAGUCCAUGGCUCUGGGUUCCUCUUCUUCAUCUUCGUCAGUCACUGCAUCCUCGCCUCCACCUCCUGCCCCACUUCCAGAUAAUAUGUCUGCUCUCUCAUCUGCCACUUGCAACUUUGUUUACCAGUUACGCUGUCCCCAGGAAUCAUCAGGGGGCACUCUUAUGUACAAUGCAAGGGAUCCUACCAUGCCCAGUGUUACUUUCAACCUGGCGGAUAUAAAUGAUGUUUCCCCUUCAGGGGGUUUUGUGGCUGAACUGAUGAGACCUGACUUGGACCCAGUAUUUAUGCAGCAGCAGCCACAAGCUAGCUUGCAAGGUAAAUUUGUUUUUAAGACGACUGUAAGCAUGGGUGAUUAUAGCCAAUCCAUCAGUGUUAGAAAAAACAACUCUGGUAUAGACAGUCCCUUGUCUUACACUACCCACCAGCUUCCCAGAGUGUGCCAAAAGAUCAAGCAGGAACCUCCUUCAUCUUGCACUGCAUCAUGCCAAAUGGAUGGACAAGGUCAACAGUCACAAAGCCUGUGUGAGUUUCAAGCAGGAAGGGUUCUACCAAUUAGGACUAACCCAUCUAUGUCCCCAGAAGAGCUGAUGGGCAGAGACUGUCAUUCUUCCUCUCAAACAUUAAGUCAUACAUCAUUGCCAAUACCUCCAACCUUCCACACCUCUGCCAGUUUUUCCCACUUCCCUUCAGAUCAGCCCCAGACACAGUUGCCUCCAACCCAGCUACAAUAUCAAGGUCAGUCUUAUCUUAAUAUAUUUGAAGAGCCAUUAAACUUGCAACUAUUGAAACAAGAAGUGAUGUUGACUCCGCCCUCUUCACCUCUAGAGUUAUUAACCAGUGGGGGUUGUAUACCAGAGGAAUCUAAGCCCAAGAGGGGUCGAAAAUCCUGGCCCAGGAAAAGGACAGCUUCUCAUACCUGUGACUAUGCAGGUUGUGGAAAGACCUAUACCAAGAGUUCUCAUUUAAAGGCUCACUUACGAACUCAUACAGGUGAAAAGCCAUACCACUGUGAUUGGGAAGGGUGUGGGUGGAAAUUUGCUCGCUCAGAUGAACUGACCCGCCACUACCGAAAACACACAGGUCACAGGCCUUUCCAGUGUCAGCGGUGUGAUCGAGCUUUCUCUAGGUCUGACCACCUUGCUCUGCACAUGAAAAGGCACUUCUGAGUACUGCAGCAAUAUGCCAAGUACUGCCAUGAAAUAUUCAGAGCAUGCUUUAUAUUUGGGCUAAAUGAAUAACACAAGCACUACAAAUGAUAUAGCUGUAUUAUGGGACCAAUGUUAUGUAACAUGACAUACUAUCCAUCUUCAGAACUGGAAGAUUGCAAACUUUGAAGUGGGAUUUUGACUGGAUCUUCAAGCAUUCCGCGUUCCUUUUUAGAAAAUGACUUGAAUCGCCAGACUACAAUUUUGUUAGGAAUGGACAUUUUGGUUAACCAUUCAUGCUCCGAGGGCGAUGCUGGGGGAUUAAUCCUUUAAGAGUAAAAUCACAGCUUCUGAAUAAUUUCUGACUAAUCACAAAAACAGGAAAAAUUUCAGGUACAAAGUGUUGCUUGAAGGAUUUAAAAUAGUUAAUGGUGCUUAAAGACUGCAGCUUUUAAUGGUACCAAAAUGAAGCCAAAGUUCUCAAACUGCUGCAUAUCCGACAAGGAAAUCUAUUUUUGUCUUCCGAUAUACAAGUAUGACCAAAGUCAGGGAGAGAAACCUGAUUUGUUUUGUUAAUAUAUAUAUAUUUAUGUAUAUGCAGCCAGUGUGUGACGCACUGUGGUUUCUAUGUGCAAUAAUUUGUACUAUUUCCAAAUAUACCUUAAGCAGAACAAAAUGUUUUUCUAUAUUUGACUUUACAUAAAAAAAUAUGUAAUAUAAAAUUAAGCAAACGUCUAUUUUGUAUAUUUGUAAACUAUUAAAAUUUUUCUGUCGCAGUUUUUUUAGUUUUGAAUAAACUUAGAAAUAUUUUAUAUGGAAGGGGGACAUCUGUCCUUUACAAAGCCUUAACUUUCCUUUGCAAUUUUUCUGUUUGAAGUUGUUAAUAUCAGAUGGACAGUUUUGAUCUCGACAUAGUUUUCCUCAAAUUGCCCUGCUGUUGAGAUCUUGUCUAUUUUAGCAAGACUAGCAUCACAUGCUUCCCACCCAAAAACAAUAUGCACAAACCUAUUAAAAAUGAUUAACAGAGACAUCAAUGAGACGUCACUCUCAACCCACUAGCAAUUCAGCCCCUCUACUUUGGACAGUGACUGGAGAAGUGCCUCUGUUGUAAAAAUUAUUUUUACACUAUUCUGUACAGGAAGAAUUCAUUUUACAGUCAGCGAUGACAAAUACAUUCAUGUUCUAUAAAAAAAAAAAAGCUUUUUUAAAUAUUUUUAUUUGUCAGAAAGCUUGUCAAUACUAUUACAGGGUAUUUCUCACUCCCAUAGAGAGCAACAGUGUUGCACAGUGAAUUUUGGCAUGAUAGUAAUGAUUUCAUUGCUUGACUGAACUCUCUAACUAUAAGUGUAACUUGAUGCAGUUACUGCUUAUGUUGCAUAUAGUUUGAUGUGCCAGUCCUAGGCUUUGUUUUAUGAAGACUGGAGAUUGGAACAAUCAAUCAACAAGGCUUAAACACUUGCCAAAGACUUUCCAGUGUAGUCAGUUUUAAAUAAUAAAAGUUAAUGAAAGAUAAAGUGCCAAAAACAAAUGAGUGCCUUCACCUGUACGAAUGAUGUUUAGAGAUCAGUAUAGAAAUGUAUAAUAAAGUCACAAGGUUUUUUUCCAGGGUAGUAUAUCAGUUUUUUCUGUUAUGUAAUUAUGUUUCUGUAUCACAAUACAUCACCAUUUACCAUUUACCAUUUUGUUUGAGCCAACAAUAACACAGCAAUGAUGUUUUAGGGUAGGACUACACGAUCGGCACGAUCCAUUGUGCUGUGACAAAUCGCAUGUGACGGAAAUAAGGUAAGAGAUAGAAAUGUCGGAUGAAGUCACAGCGUUGAU
This is a messenger RNA of Xenopus laevis (African clawed frog), 3767 nucleotides long. It is a transcript of the gene klf4.S, whose product is annotated as Kruppel-like factor 4 (gut) S homeolog. Bases 504 to 1967 code for a protein of 487 amino acids. Lineage: Eukaryota; Metazoa; Chordata; Amphibia; Anura; Pipidae. The transcript has 4 exons. Gene Ontology annotation, molecular function: RNA polymerase II cis-regulatory region sequence-specific DNA binding; DNA-binding transcription factor activity, RNA polymerase II-specific. Gene Ontology annotation, cellular component: nucleus. Gene Ontology annotation, biological process: regulation of transcription by RNA polymerase II; positive regulation of DNA-templated transcription. The record is from RefSeq and is a predicted model, not a curated record.